Rubroshorea leprosula is the source of this 676-nucleotide messenger RNA. The record is from the annotation of a GenBank genome assembly. NCBI's taxonomy places the organism in Eukaryota, Viridiplantae, Streptophyta, Magnoliopsida, Malvales, Dipterocarpaceae.
CCUGUACAAAAAAUCCCAAUCUCGAUCCUCCAUAGUUACAGAAGUAUCAAAAACAAAAGAAAUCAAAGAAUCAAGACAAGGCAUGGAAGACCUCUACAGUCUGGGCGAUUGAUGAGGCGGAGGCUAGUGUAGGGUAUUGGAAGCUCCGCCACACCGAAAACAGCUGUCGUCUUCUCCCUUUCCUCUUUCUCAAUCCUUCGAACCCACCCCUUCUUCUCCCUUCUUCUUCCUUUCCAGAUCUGGGUUUUCUGAAACCCACCCCCUUCUCAGUCGCUCACUUAUACACCAACCCUGCACACACCCCAUCUGUACCAAACCCUCAAACUCUCACACAGAGAUCUGUGCCAAACCCUCAAACUUUCCAGAUCUGGGUUUUCUGAAACCCACCCCCUUCGCACACACACGAAACCAUUGCCUACACACGCCUUCUCUCUCGCCGACCUGACCCAACCCGACGUCGCCUGAAAGCCCUUAACCUCGCCUUCUCCUCCUCAGUUCUUUCGCCCUUUGGAGCUUCCUACGCUCGCCAUAUCAGACGAUGCCGGAGAGAUACUCCGGUCGCCAAGAAGAUGGAUCUGUUCGUUUGAGGGGGUUUAUUGAAGAUGAACAGGUAGAAAUUAUAAGGUUUAGGGUUUUGAAUUUGAAAAGGAAAUGAAAAGAAACGAAGAUAAUUGAA